This is a messenger RNA of Magallana angulata, 2694 nucleotides long. RefSeq names its product zinc finger protein 54-like. Gene Ontology annotation, biological process: regulation of transcription by RNA polymerase II. Gene Ontology annotation, molecular function: RNA polymerase II transcription regulatory region sequence-specific DNA binding; DNA-binding transcription factor activity, RNA polymerase II-specific. The record is from RefSeq and is a predicted model, not a curated record. The transcript is spliced from 5 exons. The coding region runs from base 163 to 2622 and encodes 819 amino acids. Lineage: Eukaryota; Metazoa; Mollusca; Bivalvia; Ostreida; Ostreidae. Gene Ontology annotation, cellular component: nucleus.
CCUUCACCUUUUCACUUUAUAUCCCUGAAUCAAACGUGCUUUAUCCGUAUUACAAAUUAUUCUCGUUUCCUUUCUCUACGACGACUAAGAAGCAAACAAAGAUGCAGGAAAACACGAUACUUAGCUAAAAUUGUUGUAGAUUGAUCAGUGAGGAUUUUGAGAAUGGAGGGCUCAGGAGUGAAUCUGGGGGACUACAUGGAUGUGGUGACCACCUACCAUUGUAAGUUCUGUAGCCACACCUGUCAGACAGUCAAAGAUAUGGCCAACCAUGUUCAACAGGACCACCUAUCAGAAAUUGUCCCACUGCCACAGAACUCAGAGACAUCUAAUGUUCCUCAGAGAAGCAAGGAGGUUGGAAAUGUCAUGGUGAUAUCCCAGGAUGCACAAGAAAAAGCUGCACCUGGCCAAAUCCAAAGUGACCUGACUAAAGACUCUGUAGAGACUAGACUAGAUUCUGUUGAAACUGAUGAGCAAAAUGGUGAAACUCUGAAAAGUUCCAAUUCAGCAGAGGUGGAAGACUAUGUAAGUGAAACAAGUAAUAAACUGACAUUUGAUAUAGAUGGAAAGAUUGUGGAAUUGUCUAUUGGAAAUGGAGGCAUGGAAAGUAUUGUGGAACCAGGCCUAAUGAAGGGUGAUGUGCAAGGAUUGGAAGUGUUAGAAUCAGCAGAAAACUUUAUCCCUGAUUUGUCCACACAGGGCUCUCAGCCAAUCACCAAGGAGUUGUUUCUUUGUGGUCAGUGUAACACAGGGUUCACCAGCAUGGAGGACUGUCAAGAUCACAUGUAUAAAGAACACAAUGUGACACUAGAAGAUGGCAAGGUGAGCGUAGGUACACAGGUGGAGACUUCUCGGAAAAAGAAUAAAAAACGCUCGCAAAACGAGGAAGAAGUGAAGGCUGCUGAUUUAAAUGAUUCCGAUGUAGAAUGGACCAUUGAGUCAGAGACACAGUACAUUAGCAAGGGCAGUCGUACUCGUAGCAAAAUCUGUCCCCCAAAAGCACUGAAGAAUGACUAUUACCUUGGAAAGACAAGAACAAGUGAGGCAGGUAAAAACGAACACUCUACCAGACAACCUAAACAUGUACCAAGCUACAGAAACAAAUGUGAUAAAACAGGCUGCAAUGCCAAGUUUCAGACAAAAGAAGCUCUGGAUGUUCACCUGAAAUGCCACACAGAUAAAAUCGAGAUCUUUGAAUGUCCCUUGUGUCAGCACCAGCAGGAAAAAUGGCGAUUAGUGCGCUUGCACUUGUGGAAAGCUCAUCAGAUUGACACGGACUUGCUGACAUGUGAUCAGUGUGACUACAAGAUUGAUACGGCCAGUAGACUUAAGAUUCAUCAAGAGAUACACAGCAAGGAGAAGCCGUAUACCUGUGAUACAUGUGGGAAGCGAUUUCGACAGCUGGCUCAGAUGCGAAAUCAUCAGAUGCUGCAUACAGACAACAAAAAUAGUGACAAAUGGUACAGUGAGCAGGAGUGUAACAUCUGUCACCGUAAGUUUGUGAGCAAGAAAUGUCUACAGGUCCACAUACAGGUGGUGCAUGGGAACCACAAACCUUUCACAUGCACGAUGUGCGAGUACACCACUGCAAGGAAAGCACAGCUGGAACUACACAUGAGAACGCAUACUCAGGAAAAACCAUUCAAGUGUGACGUAUGCAGCUAUGCCUCUACGGACCAUAAUUCCCUGAGACGCCACAAAAUGCGCCACACUGGGCAAAAACCCUAUAAAUGUCCUCAUUGUCCGUACUCCUGCAUACAGGCUAUCUGCUUCAAAACACACAUGAAGAACAAACAUUUUGGUGCUCAAGGAAUUUUCUGUUGUGAAUUGUGUACCUACAAAUCUGUAAAUGAAAAAAAAUAUCUGGAUCAUGUGCGGGAUCACAAAAACGGACUCCUCCCAACUACCUCUGUGGCCAAAAAGAAGCCAGAAAGUGUGACCUUCGCUCCAAGAAUACAAAAUAUAAGUCAAAACAUUCCGCAAAUAGAAAUAGUGAAUGCUAGUGAGCAGGCUCCAGUUUUUGUCGGGAACAAUGUGGAAAAUCCGGGGAAUCAGAUCCAGAUGCAUGUGGAGAUGUCUGAAUCUGGAGAGAGGACUAUAAGGGAGGAAGAUCUUCAAAGACUGAUGAGAGAGGGACUUGUGACCUCAGACAUCACGCAAUUAAUCACCUGUGCCAUGAAUGCCAUAUCUCAAGAGAGUUCCGUGCAGGGAGUGGAAGGCCAGGGAGUGUCAUCCAGCCCCAAUUCUGGCAGAGUCACCACCCACAUGAUCACCUUCCAUCUUCCAUCUUCCAGCACAAAUACAGUUCCGCAGGCGGACCAGAGUGUCAUUACGGUGGAUCCUAUCGCUAGUCAAAAGGAUGAGAAAAAGGAGGCAGCUGUGUAUUUUACGGACAAUCAGGGGGUACUCCUCAACACCAGUGAUAUCCAACUACAGCAGGAGGGCGACUCUAGUUCAGUAUUGUUAAACAUUCAGGGAACUACUGUGCCAGUCAAUCUAAUACAGUUUGCUGCCAAUGAGGCAGAAGUCAAUCAAAAUGCCACAAUUCAGGACUUGGCUCAGAUAAGCUGUCUGGUGAAAGAUUCUGUAUAUAACAGUACAGCUAAUUACAAUAAUAUAGAAUGAAAAAAGUUUUCGAUUAUUCAAACUAUGAAUGGAAAGAAAAAGGAUGUUGCAAUCAAAAUUAAAAGUACGUGG